Suillus plorans is the source of this 2691-nucleotide messenger RNA. Its product is annotated as TRAPP trafficking subunit Trs65-domain-containing protein. Lineage: Eukaryota; Fungi; Basidiomycota; Agaricomycetes; Boletales; Suillaceae. Bases 1 to 2691 code for a protein of 896 amino acids. Gene Ontology annotation, biological process: intra-Golgi vesicle-mediated transport. The record is from RefSeq and is a predicted model, not a curated record. Gene Ontology annotation, cellular component: trans-Golgi network; TRAPPII protein complex. The transcript has 4 exons.
AUGUCUGUUCCCAGCUUCGAGGAUCUCUUCGGGUCAUGUACCCUGGAGGUGAUAGCUCCAGACACCUCCAUAAAGUUUCCCGAGCCAGGAGCUGCUGAUCAUUGGUUAGCCGCGCUUAAAUCAUCUGGUAUUGAAAGAAGACAAGCGUUCUUCGAUGAGCAACUACACCUUCUCUUGAUUGCACAAAUACCCUGUCCAUCUGUGGACGUUGAUCCCAAGUAUCCACCUACAUUCCUUCUCGAUUUUCUUGCCCAUGUGCAGGUUUCGCUUGAAGCCACUUAUAUCUCGCAAACACCUACAACUCUCCCUGAAACUCCCCAGACUGCCCGAGUCCUUGCUCCACCACGCACAUCAUCUGUGGCUAAGCCUCGGCCUACAUCACUCCAUCCUUCCUUAUUUCCUCCCCAUACACCAAAUCCUACACCAUCUUCUACGGAGAGGGAUCGCAAGUACGCACAAUCCGAAGGAACUCUUCUUCUUGCCAGUAUAUGGGGUCACAGGCCCGCGAGUUUAUCUAAAGAGAAGUUUUCUCUCUUGUAUUCAGAGGCAAAGAAGGCUUGGUUGGCUGUAUACGAACUCUCCUUGACCGUGUCGUUUCUUCGCCUUUCGUUCUCAGAUCCUCUUCUGUCCUUGACCGUGUCAACUACAUUGCGAGAGAAGGCGGUUUCACUGUCACAAGCAAACCAUCCAUUUGUCAUAUUUCUGUCGGAAAGCGACAUUCUUGCUGAGCUUUCUGCUUCUGGCAUAAGUUCAUUCUCGAAGCAGCAGAACCAGGACACAGAUAAUGUCGGGGAGGAUGAUCAGACCGGGCUUGAGGAAGUCAAUUUACUAGAAGGUCUUUCGACUGGUAGUCUUUCAUGCCAUAUCAAUGUUACGGGUUCACUUACAUGUUUUCUAGGAUACAACGUUACUCCCGGCACGGAACCACUCUGGCUUCCAUCCACUCGCUUGGGGAAUGUCAUGCGUCGAGAGCUAUUCUCUCUCUUACCUGUGCAACCUUCAUCUGCCCAACCACUUGCGUCAAGCCCUAAGCGUCCACCUAAUGCCACUUUACGGAAAUCAUUUCGCAAAAUUCUCCAGACAGUCUCUGGCUUCCGGGUGCGGAUGCGAACCGUUUUUGUUCCCCACAUCCUCUUUCCAGAAAUGAAUUCAAGGACGGGCUUCAAUGACGAUGAUAGCGAUGCGCAGGAACGAGAGGCAGGGAACAACGAACGUACUGUCGUUCUCUGUGUUGAAGUCGAGAAUUCUGGAGAAUCAGGCUUAGGUGUUGGUUUCUCAGUGGAAAAGGUGGAUGUGAAAAUCGGUGGCGAAGGUGCAUCUGUCAAACUGAUUGGUUGGGGAGAGGGUGCUUUUGAGGCUGAAGUGGAGGCGCACACCUUCCCACUUCUGAUCGGAUCUAUGGAACAGUACAAUUUGUUAUACGCCGUUUCAUUCCUCAAGCCUUUAGCAGACUCAGAUCUCUCGCUGGUUGGUCGGCGGUCUGGUACUGUCUCUGCAAACUCAGAUCUUCAGCGGGCGGUAGCAAUCAAUAUUCAUGGCAAACCUUACUUGUCGAAGGCAGAUGGUGAACAUGACUCUGAGGACGGUGAUGGUCCUACCCUGACCUACCCAACACAUACAUUUUCCUCUCGGUGGAACUGUAUCCUGGAUCUUUCUUCGAAACCACCGGAAGAACCUCUGGACUUCUCAGACCCUUCUAUUGGUGCUCGUAGUGUGUUACCAGAGCCUGCGUCUCCCUUCCCGGGGCAAGCCGCUUUGGCAUCUGCGAUGCCGAAAGCGCAAUCUGUUACUGGGAACAAACGACAUACCCUUCCCAACAAUAUCACAGCUAUACGGGCGAUUAACCCGAAUGCUAACUUCCGCCCGAUGCCAUAUCGCGACCAAUCUUCCGCCUCGCCAACACCCUCCAACAAACAAUACACUCCUCCCUCUGUCACUGUACAAAGUUUCUCAAAGUUUCCUUCCACUACAUUCGGCAUUCCACCUCCGACCAUUCCCCUGUUAGGCGUUACUACACCCAAUGGCGCCCCACAUGGCCCAUCAGAGUCUCAAACGUUCGUGACUCCGCCAACUCCUGCGUACCCUGCAUUCCCUCCGGCUACUGCUCCAGCAACAUCUCACUUCCAAACGCCACUGAGUAACCAUCAAGGAGCCUCUGGACCGAGUAUCGAAAUCCGCAGGGAACGUGGUCUCGGAAUGACGGCAGCCAUACCACAAACUCCUGGACCAACCGUCGGCGGCGGCGCAUUCGAUCCCGCUCGAGAUACCCCAGCAACUGGCGGAGAGCCCAUCAUCGUCUCCAUUGGCUUGCUCCCACCACCUACAGGUUUCGCCGCGUCUAUGAAAUUAUAUCCCUGCGAUCAGUUCACGCUUGACAUCUUCGUGUUCAAUCAGAGCUCAUGGACCAGAAGGUUCGAAAUCAGCUGUCCGGAUCCAGACCGUAGACGUAGACGGAAGAUCGAGCAGGAGAAAACUUCGCGGGGUGGCAAGACGACUAUCAAUGAGUUACAGAGUGUGAUGACGCCUCCUGGGAUACUCCCAUUGCAAAACCGCGUGCGAAUCGGGCCGCUGCGUCCAUCUACCUGCCAGUCAGUCAGAAUGGACUUCCUUGCAAUGACUCCUGGUGUACAUUCUCUUGAGAUUCUUAGUCUCACGGAUAUUGAGACGGGUUUCUCUAUGGAUCUGAGGUGA